ACUCAACAGUAGUGUCAAUGAUGAUAAUUCUAAAUUAUUAUCACUCAAUGCACAAUUGAAAACAAAAACUAUUGAUAUAAAUCUCAAUACGACAAGACAAUUUCUUCAUCUUAUGAAUCAAAGGUAUGCGAAGAUGAAAGCAAGUAAACUUCUAGCCAAAAGUUUGGGUAAAGGCCCAUGGCAUGCUCAGCUUAUGUUAGCCAUAUUAUGCCCACUUUUGGAGUUUUAUGAAUGUGAAGAUGUGGUAGAGUACAAAAAUGAUUUUUUGCAGGAAAUGUCUAGUGAGGCUGAAAUUAUCUCUGUUACCCAAGAUGAGGCCACUCUUUAUGCGAAUAAUAGUGUGAAGCAAUAUUGGAGCCCAAAGGGUGAAUAUGGCCUACAGAGAAAAUCACAAGGCCUCAGUAUUUACAUUAGCGAUUUUGUGUAUGAAACUAUUAGGCGUCUCAAACUUUCAGACUAUGAAAUUGCUAUAAAUGACUUACUUCCUGAUUCUAUAUGUUUUAAAUAUACCGAAGCAGGUGUUGCCAUCUAUCUAGGCAUAAAUCAUGAUACACUAUUCAUGUUUGAUAAUAGUAGCAAUCAUGGUUCAUUUGCUGAAGAUGCUCUUUUAGUCUUGCAAAUGGGUAUGAAAGAUGGUACAAAAAAACUACUUCUUUGUACUAGUAAAUAUCGUGAUGGUUCCGAGUAUGUAAUGACCUAUAGAAACAGUAAUGGUGUAUUAAAGCCUAAGGGAAUUAGACGGGCUCUUGAAGAAAGAGGUUUAUGGAUACCAGACCUUAUAAAAAAGUGUAAUACUUGUAAAAAAAAUAAGCCUGAUCCAACCAAUCUAAACUGUUGCACUUCGCAUAUUCUUUCAGCUCAAUCUGACUUUGCAUCUCAAAGAUCACACUUAUGA
This is a messenger RNA of Dentiscutata erythropus, 895 nucleotides long. The record is from the annotation of a GenBank genome assembly. Lineage: Eukaryota; Fungi; Glomeromycota; Glomeromycetes; Diversisporales; Gigasporaceae.